AUGGAGCUUCCACUGUUUUGGGCGGCCGAAUUACCUUAUCGGUACAAUAGGAAACGUAAUCCCGAUGUACUGAGUAAACAGAAGUCCAGCAAACAAAGUGGAAGUAAAUUCAAGCAAAAUUUGUCUUCAUCUUCGGCUACUGCAGAUAUUAGUGCAGCGAUUGCUGCACCUCAGAUCGAUGGAAUCCAACUCACUCAGGUUGUCGGUCCCACAUGCGUGGAAGAAUCCAGCACAUCCACUACUGCACCCUUGGUCGAUAGUCAGUGUCAUAAGCAAUCCACAAAACGGGCGAUUGUGGAAUCGGCUGAACCAGACCCGUCCUAUCGGCUUGUAAAACAAUGUCUGACAUCCAAGCCCCAGAUGUCGAUUGACUGCGAAGUGAUCGAGGUAAGGCACAAAAAUCUGUAUGCACUCAUUCCAUGCAUGCCACGCUUUGUUCCAGCGCAUCCGUAA
This is a messenger RNA of Echinostoma caproni, 453 nucleotides long. NCBI's taxonomy places the organism in Eukaryota, Metazoa, Platyhelminthes, Trematoda, Plagiorchiida, Echinostomatidae. The record is from the annotation of a GenBank genome assembly.